Penicillium manginii is the source of this 1260-nucleotide messenger RNA. RefSeq lists its product as uncharacterized. NCBI's taxonomy places the organism in Eukaryota, Fungi, Ascomycota, Eurotiomycetes, Eurotiales, Aspergillaceae. The record is from RefSeq and is a predicted model, not a curated record. The coding region runs from base 1 to 1260 and encodes 419 amino acids. The transcript has 2 exons.
AUGUCUUUUCCCCAGGAUCCUCGCCGCCGUCGCGGUGGUGCUGGUGCUGGGUUCAGCUCGACGGGGCGCCGAACUGCUAUGGGCUACUGGAUUCCUCUCGCGCUCACUGUUGGUGUUGCAACAUUGAGCGUUGCCGCUUGGAUAUGGAGUGAACGAGACGAAGACGACGAUGAGGAGGGUGACCGCCGCCCCCAUGACGGACAAGGACAAGGCCCCUACCCACAACCACCCCCAGGCCACAUCGGCGGCGACUUCCCUCCACCAUCCUAUGCCUCAGAGGGCUAUGCAAGAAGUGCAGGCGUGGACGGAGGACCCGGAGAUACCCCAUACGAUCCCACCUUCAUGGGUCGCAUGCAGGGUGCGUUGCGCCGAACCCCCAGCCCCCAGCAGAUCUUUGACGGCGCAAGCCGAAAGGUCGCGGCUGGCGUGACAGCUGCCGGUGCUUUCGUUGGAAAUGCGCUCACAUCCAUCCGCGAAGAAAACCGUGGCGACUUUGAAGAUCACUCGCGAUGGUCCGAAGAGGCUCAAUCUCGUGCCAUUAGUGGUCAACAGACCCCAACUAUGAGCGGUGCGCUGCCAAACCGUGGAGCUGUCUCUGGCCAGCACCCCGUCGACAAAAAGAAGAAGACGUCUAUUUUAUCCCAUCUGCCAGAACAUGUUGACCUGGACACGUCUCGAAUCUUUGUUCUGAUCUACGCCCCUGAAGUGAAGCAUGCGAUCGGCCAAGGCAGCACGUCGCGUGCCACCCAAUCUCUCGCGUCGUCCUAUUCGAACAUUGCCACGGAAGAGGCCAAUUCCUCCGGUGAACUGCCAAGCAAGGACCUGCAAGCCCUUGAGCCUCGUCAGGAUAACGACCUUGAGAGUCACAGCCCCUUCUUCAAGACCCUGUACACUCAGGCCCAGGCUCUUGUUGAAAGGGAGAACAUGAUCAUGCCUUUCAGCACGGCGACUGGCUAUGUACACCUUGUGCGUCACCUUGCGCCUGAUCUCGUUUAUGUCCAGGAGUCUCUCACUGGCAAUGAAGGCGAGGGCGAGGCUGUCCAGCACAUCUCCGGAUGGGUUCGACAGGUCGUUGUUGUCGUUGGUGAUGAGGGCGGCCGCGGCGGUCUUAUUGACAGUGAUGACGAGUCCGCUCUUGCCGAUAAGGGAGAGCGCUGGUGGCAAAAGGACGGCACCACUGGCAUUGGCAAGCGCAUUGAUGUCGUUGACGUUCUUCGUGUUGGUGAUGACUGGCGACGCCGGGUCAGCGGCUUGGACUAG